Messenger RNA from Conger conger (European conger), 1068 nucleotides. RefSeq names its product progranulin-like. The record is from RefSeq and is a predicted model, not a curated record. Gene Ontology annotation, cellular component: extracellular region. The transcript is spliced from 6 exons. The coding region runs from base 151 to 786 and encodes 211 amino acids. Lineage: Eukaryota; Metazoa; Chordata; Actinopteri; Anguilliformes; Congridae.
AAACUAGUACCACAAAACACUUGCUGGUAUGAAUGGAUGAAGUUUUCACAUUUCACAGUUUUUUAGAGGAAGUGGCUACAUGUUAAACACUGCUCAGGAAAGUGUCUCACUGCCAUUGUAAAGAGGACCCAGUUCAACCAGCACAGCAAGAUGCUGAGAGUUGUUGUAUUAGUGCUCCUGCCAUUAGGACUUGCCUCCAGUCAUGUCACCUACUGCAAUACAGAUACUGGAUACAAGUGCUGCCCAGUUCCAAAUGCUAUCCUCUGCCCUGACCGUUGCUGCCCACAAGGCUUCCAGUGCAAUACACAGACCCAGAUGUGCGAGAGACCAGUUGGAAGCAUGCCAAUACAGAGGAAGAUGGCGGCAAAGCCCAGCAGUCUCGCUCUCCCCAACAGGGCAGUGUCUGACCCUAAGAUGGAGAAACAGAACGAGUGCUGCAUGGGCAGCAGGCGCUGUUGUGCUGUAGGAUUCCACUGUGACGAGCGCAAGGCUUGUGUGAGGGACAAAUCACAGCACCCAUCGACAGAGCUGCAGGAUUCCCUGAGCACUGGGUCCCAGGGAGUGGUCAUAUAUUGUGACAGAAGGUUCUACUGCCCCCCAAAUAACACUUGCUGCAAGAAUGUUCAUGAGCAGUGGGCCUGCUGUCCAUAUCGUCUGGGUCAGUGUUGCCAGGAUAAGAUGCAUUGCUGUGCAUAUCGGUACACCUGCGAUAGAAGAUCUACGUCCUGCAUAAAAGAAUAUGCACGCAUCCCUGCAGCUCUCAAGGAGGCGGCCAAGAGAAACUGAGAAACGAUUUAAUAUAUUAUCUUUUUGUAGCUUCUGGUCUUUUGCAUUCUUUAAAUAUUCAAUUAUUUUCUCCCACAACAAAGUAUAAAGCGGUUGUUUUAUUGAUCAUUUUAAAAUUAAUGCAUACCUUCAGUAGUAGGAAGCCAGCACAGGAACUGAAUACCAAAUUAACAAAAGUAAUGAAUAUGCAAUAACCUUUCACUGCAUAAUUGUGCUUACUUUAAAGUAAUGAUCGUUGGUUGAUUCAGUGACAAUUAAAUACAUACACUUCUAAUAACCAAA